AUGAAGCUCCCAGCUCUCAUUCUCAUCCCUCUUAUCUUCUUCUCCACCCUCAUCUUCCUCACCGAGUCAACUCAGCCUCCAUAUUCAUGCGACUCGUCCAACCCUUCAACCGAGUCCUUCCUUUUCUGCAAAACCACCCUCCCCAUCAACCAAAGAGUCCAUGACCUCGUCUCCCGUCUCACAUUGGACGAGAAGAUCUCCCAACUCGUCAACUCGGCCCCUCCGAUUCCCCGACUCGGCAUCCCGAGUUACGAGUGGUGGUCGGAGGCUCUUCACGGCGUCGCUGACGUCGGCAAAGGCAUCCGUCUCUACAGCACCAUCAACAGCGCCACCAGCUUCCCUCAAGUCAUAUUAACCGCUGCUUCUUUCAAUGAGCAUCUCUGGUAUCGGAUCGGUCAGGUGAUCGGAAUCGAAGCGAGGGCAGUGUACAAUGCAGGACAAGCGACGGGAAUGACAUUUUGGGCACCAAACAUAAACAUUUUCAGGGACCCAAGAUGGGGGAGAGGGCAAGAGACUCCCGGAGAAGACCCAUUGAUGACGGCAAAAUACUCGGUGGCGUAUGUCCGGGGGGUUCAGGGUGAUUCAUAUGAAGGAGGGAAGCUGAAGGUGGGUGGCCAUCUCCAGGCCUCUGCUUGUUGUAAGCAUUUCACGGCGUACGAUCUGGACAACUGGAACAAUGUGACUCGUUUUGGGUUUAAUGCCAAGGUGACUCAGCAAGACCUAGCAGACACGUAUCAGCCUCCAUUCAAGAGUUGCGUCGAGCAAGGCAAAGCCAGUGGCAUCAUGUGUGCUUAUAACCAAGUUAAUGGAGUCCCAAGCUGUGCAGAUCACAAUCUCUUAACCAAGACUGCUCGAGGAGAAUGGGGUUUUCAUGGAUAUAUCACGUCGGAUUGUGACGCCGUGAGCAUUAUUUACGACGUGCAAGGAUACGCUAAGCACCCGGAAGAUGCCGUCGUCGACGUCCUGAAAGCAGGCAUGGAUGUGAACUGUGGAACCUACUUGCAAAAUCACACAAAGAAUGCAGUGCAGCAGAAAAAGCUGCCCGUAUCAUACAUAGACAAAGCCCUCCACAACUUGUUCUCUAUAAGGAUGAGGUUAGGUCUGUUUGAUGGCAACCCAACCAAGCUACCUUUCGGCAACAUUGGUCCAGAGAAAGUGUGCUCUAAACAGCACCAAGCUUUAGCACUAGAAGCUGCUGAAGAUGGCAUCGUGCUUUUGAAGAACGCGGGCAAACUACUCCCACUACCAAAAUCAAAGGGCAUUUCACUUGCUGUAAUCGGUCCCAAUGCCAAUGCUUCCGAAACACUUCUCGGAAACUAUCACGGUCCACCGUGCAAGCUCAUUACACCGUUACAAGGACUGCUAGGUUAUGCUAAGAAAACAGUAUACCACCCUGGAUGUGAUACAGUUAAAUGCCCUAAUCCUACGAUUGAUCAAGCUGUUAGAGUAGCACAGCAGGCAGAUUAUGUGGUUUUGAUUGUGGGAUUGGACCAAGGUGAAGAGAGAGAGGCGCACGAUAGAGACCACUUAAACUUGCCUGGUAAGCAACAGCAACUCAUUAGCAGUGUGGCUAAAGCCGCCAAGAAACCAGUGAUUCUUGUGAUUCUCUCUGGGGGUCCAGUUGACAUAUCUGCAGCGAAGUAUAAUCCAAAAAUAGGAAGCAUCCUGUGGGCUGGAUAUCCAGGUGAAGCUGGUGGAUCUGCCCUGGCAGAAGUCAUCUUUGGUGAUCACAACCCAGGUGGAAGAUUGCCAGUCACAUGGUAUACACAAGAUUACAUCAAAACACUAAUGACAGACAUGAGGAUGAGGCCUGACAAAAGAUCAGGCUAUCCUGGGCGCACUUACAGAUUCUACACAGGGAAAAGAGUGUUUGAUUUCGGUUAUGGCCUCAGCUACUCCAACUAUGCUUACAAUUUUGUAUCUUCAGUGACCCAGAACAAGGUCUACCUGAAUGAGUCAUCGGUUGGUCUAGCAGCUAAGAAUUCAGACUCCGGACGCUACCAGUUAGUUUCUGAUCUAGGUGAAGAACUCUGUGAGAAAAAGUUGUUCAAGGUCACAGUUGGGGCUAAGAAUGAGGGAGAGAUGGCUGGUAAGCAUCCAGUGUUGCUAUUUGUUAGUCGGAAAAACCCGACAAAUGGAAGUCCAAUGAAACAGUUGGUUGGAUUCAAGAGUGUGAUACUAAGCGCUGGAGAAAAGGCUGAACUUGAAUUCAUGCUGAACCCUUGUGAGCACCUCAGCCAUGCAAAUGAAGAUGGCUGGAUGGUGGUGGAAGAAGGUUCGCGUUUCUUGGUUGUGGGUGAUGUAGAGUACCCUAUUGAUAUCAUUGUUUGAUAUGAAGGGUUGCAAUCGUUGCAUCUUGCAACAGCUAAUCUAAAAGGAACUAAACAUGAU
Molecule: messenger RNA, 2391 nt
Organism: Fragaria vesca subsp. vesca
Lineage: Eukaryota; Viridiplantae; Streptophyta; Magnoliopsida; Rosales; Rosaceae
Product: probable beta-D-xylosidase 7-like
Exons: 6
Coding region: 1-2331 (776 amino acids)
Biological process (GO): xylan catabolic process; arabinan catabolic process
Cellular component (GO): plant-type cell wall
Molecular function (GO): xylan 1,4-beta-xylosidase activity; alpha-L-arabinofuranosidase activity
Source: RefSeq, a predicted model, not a curated record